UUAAUAUUUAAAGAGCCAGAAGAUCGCUGAAUAGGUCAGAAGGACCAAAACAGUACAAGAGAUCGCACCAGCACACAACAGCGUGAACAGGGUCAGUUAAUACCGCUUAGUUAUCCAGUGCCAGUAAGUUUUUUUUCUCACAAAUAAUUGCAAGUCAGUGUUGUAAGCUGUGUUAGAAACAUCUUUUGGUGCACCGUCGAUCAGUAAACAACCAAUGUGAAGCUACAAGUACAAAAGCCUAGAGCGUGUGUAAGAACUUUUGCGGUAACGUUCUCACCAUUUGAAUUGCUGAAAGUGAUCGCGUUUCAGCUGUACAAGUACAAGUGCUGUGAAGUUUGUAAGAACGAUCCUUUAGCGCACCGGUGAUUGCUGAAUUUUUGCGGUGACGUUCUGACCAUUUCUAGGGUAUAGAGUAAUAGUUUCGCACUAUGGCACUCCCAACCAGCGAUGUAUGGCUGCAUUACGUGAAAUCUGAAGGUGGAGGUAAAUGUCGUUACUGCCAACAGGUAGUGUCGUACACUAAGGGCUCAACAUCUAACUUGAAACGGCAUCUCAGUCGUAAACAUCCUACUGUUCCGUUGCAUAGAAAUAACCCUCCAUCGACAACUGAUUCUGAAUUAGAUUCACCGUUGGAAUGUACCUCAGCAGAAAGAAACGUGAGCAGCCCGCUGGCCAAUUAUUUCCCAUCCAAUAAGGCUAUGAGCGCAGAAUCGAAGAAAAAAAUUGAUACUCUAUUGCUUUUAAUGAUAUGUAAAGAGUAUCAACCGUUUUCUGUAGUAGAAAACGAGUAUUUUGCGCGUUUUGUUAAGGCUUUAAACCCUAAAUACGUUCUACCUACAAGAAAGAGUAUUUCAAACGGUGCGUUACCAGCGCUUUAUAACGAUACGCUCAAAGUCGUGCAAACCAACUUACUCACAGCAUCAACAAUUUCUUUAACUGCUGAUUGUUGGACAAGUAUCAAUAAUGAUAGUUUUUGUGCAGUUACAGCACAUUAUAUUAACAGUAAAUACGAACUGUGUUCACAGUUAUUAGAUUGCUCUGAGUUUUGCAAAAGUCACACCGGGAAGAAUGUAGCUGAUUUGAUCACGAAUAUAACUGACUCCUUUAAUAUUACCAGCAAAUUAGUCACUUUGGUUACAGAUAACGCUAGCAAUAUGCUAUCAGCUGCAACACUUUUAAAUAUUUCUCAUCUCCCGUGUGGUGCCCAUACCUUAAAUUUAGUAGUUAAAGAUGCACUUCCUAAGAUUUCGUCUACAUUAGAGAAAGUUAAAAAUGUAGUCAUGCACUUCAAAAAAAGCUCAAAAGCUGCCAAUAAGCUUUCUGAAAUGCAAACGAGUUUAAAUCACCCUGAACUAAAACUAAAACAAGAUUGUCCCACUCGAUGGAAUUCCACGUACGACAUGUUAGAUCGUAUUAAACAAAAUAGGAUCCCACUAGCAUCGUGUAUUGCCACACUGAAAAUCAAAUCCAAGCUAGAUGAAGACGAUUGGUGCAUCAUAGAACAGGCUACCAAAAUCUUGAAGCUUUUUAACACCGUUUUUUACCGUCGAAAUUAUGGCAGAAAAAACAGUGACAAUUUCAAUAAUGGGGUUUUUAACUAG
This is a messenger RNA of Anopheles arabiensis, 1601 nucleotides long. RefSeq names its product E3 SUMO-protein ligase ZBED1-like. Lineage: Eukaryota; Metazoa; Arthropoda; Insecta; Diptera; Culicidae. Bases 429 to 1601 code for a protein of 390 amino acids. Gene Ontology annotation, molecular function: DNA binding. The transcript has 2 exons. The record is from RefSeq and is a predicted model, not a curated record.